CCGGUUGUCCAGGACUUUGGGGGGGCGAAGCAUGCCCCAGAAGGCCGCCGGCUCGGAGAACGGCAUCUACAGCGUGGCCGUGCAGGCCAGGAAGGGGCGGCCCAUGCCCCCCAGCCCGCCGGCCGGCCCCGGGGGCGGCAAGGGGGAGCCCCUGGGCCCGCUGGCCCUGCCCGAGCGGGAGACGUGGACCCGCCAGAUGGACUUCAUCAUGUCCUGCGUGGGCUUCGCCGUGGGCCUGGGCAACGUGUGGCGCUUCCCCUACCUGUGCUACAAGAACGGGGGCGGUGUGUUCCUAAUCCCUUACCUCCUGAUUGCCCUGCUGGGAGGCAUUCCCAUCUUCUUCCUGGAGAUCUCCCUGGGCCAGUUCAUGAAGGCCGGCAGCAUCAACGUGUGGAACAUCUGUCCUCUCUUCAAAGGCCUUGGCUUCGCCUCCAUGGUGAUCGUCUUCUACUGCAACACAUACUACAUCAUGGUUCUGGCCUGGGGCUUCUACUACCUGGUUAAGUCUUUCACCGCCACGUUGCCGUGGGCCACGUGUGGCCACCCCUGGAACACCCCUGACUGCGUGGAGAUCUUCCGCCACGAGGACUGCGCCAACGGGAGCCUGGGCAACCUCACCUGUGACCAGCUAGCCGACAAGCGCUCCCCAGUCAUUGAGUUUUGGGAGAACAAAGUCCUGCGCCUGUCUGAGGGUCUGGAGCAGCCCGGGGAGAUCAACUGGGAAGUUCUGCUUUGCCUACUGGCCUGCUGGGUGCUGGUUUACUUCUGUGUCUGGAAGGGGGUCAAGUCGACCGGAAAGAUUGUCUAUUUCACUGCUACAUUCCCCUACGUGGUGCUCAUUGUCCUCUUGGUGAGAGGUGUGAUGCUGCCCGGAGCCCUGGAUGGGAUCAUCUUCUAUCUCAAACCCGAUUGGUCCAAGCUGGGGUCUCCCCAGGUUUGGAUAGACGCUGGGACACAAAUAUUCUUUUCUUAUGCCAUAGGACUGGGCGCCCUCACGGCCCUGGGCAGCUACAACCGUUUCAACAACAACUGCUACAAGGACGCCAUAAUCCUAGCACUCAUCAACAGCGGGACCAGUUUCUUUGCUGGGUUUGUGGUCUUCUCCAUCCUGGGCUUCAUGGCCACUGAGCAAGGGGUUCACAUCUCCAAGGUGGCGGAGUCAGGGCCUGGCCUGGCCUUCAUCGCCUACCCCAGGGCUGUCACCCUGAUGCCCGUGGCCCCGCUGUGGGCUGCCCUGUUCUUCUUCAUGCUGCUGCUCCUGGGCCUGGACAGCCAGUUUGUGGGGGUGGAAGGCUUCAUCACUGGCCUCCUGGACCUGCUACCGGCCUGCUACUACUUCCGCUUCCAGCGGGAAGUGUUCGUCGCCCUUUGCUGCGUCCUCUGCUUCGUCAUCGACCUGUCCAUGGUCACUGAGGGUGGCAUGUACGUCUUCCAGCUGUUCGACUACUACUCGGCCAGCGGGAUGACACUGCUGUGGCAGGCCUUCUGGGAGUGUGUGGUGGUCGCCUGGGUCUACGGGGCUGACAGGUUCAUGGACGACAUCGCCUGCAUGAUCGGCUACCGGCCUUCUCCCUGGAUGAAAUGGUGCUGGUCCCUCUUCACUCCCCUGGUCUGCAUGGGGAUCUUCAUCUUCAACGUGACGAACUACAAGCCGCUGGUGUACAACAACAGCUACGUGUACCCGUGGUGGGGUGAGGCCAUCGGCUGGUGCUUCGCGCUGUCGUCCAUGCUCUGCGUGCCGCUGUACGUCCUCCACAAGCUCCUCCGGGCCAAGGGAACCCUUGCCGAGCGUUGGCAGAACCUGACCCAGCCCGUGUGGGGCCUGCACCACCUGGAGUACAAGGCUCAGGACUCCGACGUCAGGGGCUUGACCACCCUGACCCCAGUGUCUGAGAGCAGCAAGGUCGUGGUCGUGGAGAGUGUCAUGUGACCUGGCCAAUUCAGACAGCGUGUGAGGCGCCCCUCCCCGCCACCACAGCCCCCAGCCCCUCAACCAUAGAGAGCGCCUCCGAUACCCACCCGCUUCAACCCGCGCCACUAAACAACAGGCACAGGGCAGAGCCAUCUCCGGGGCUGGGAGGAUGGGGAGGAACGGGGAAAACCGCCCUCGGUUCCCCGGGUCCAGGAUGGAGCGGGGUAGGGGUCCGGCCGGGGCGGCGUACGUGCGUGCGUCGUGGGACGGAAGGGGCAGACUGAAGGCUGGGGGUCCUGGGGGAGAGUGAUGGAGGGUCCUAGGGAGGCCCUUGGAGAAUGGAGGAGCAAGUAAUCUAGAUUUUUAAACUGUGUUUUGCUUUUCGUUUUUAAUAAAAUGCCAAAAACAAAAUGAAAAAAAAUCCCCUCUCCCCGACCCCAGCUGAGUUGGUCGAAAUCUUCCCGGAGCCGGGGAUUUCGGGGAGAGGGAAGAGGCUGGUCCCAGCCCCUGCCCUCCUCCUGUCCGCUCUUGCCAAGCCCCGGGGAAGCGGAGAGCCAGCAGGCCCGGGAAGGGUGGAGCCGGCCCCGCUGCGUGUGGAGGUCAAGGUGGUGAUCAGAGAAAAUCCUUUCCCGCCCACCCCCAGACCCACCCAUUGCAGAGUGGACCCACAGUGGGUCUCAGUGGGUGGCGGGGGGCCAGUCCCCGCACCCAUCCCACCCCACCAUUCCCCCAAACCGGAACAACUGCCCCUCAGCCUCUCAUCCCUCAGGCCCCACUGCCCAGCUUGGUGCUGGAGUGAGGAGAUUUGGGGAGUCCCGGGCCCCUCGCCCCUUCCUCCUCCUUUCCCCCGCCAGGCACCAUUGGAAGCGGCUGUUUCCCCCCCGUUUCUCCCCUGCCCCUCCAGCAACCACCCCAGAGCCAGCAGUAGGUACUUAAAACGGCAGUGCCAUGGGAGGUACUGGGGAGCUCAGAAAUUCUGGCAAAGCCGCCAGGAAGGUAUCAGCUUCUCCACUCUCCCUCUCUCAGUCCGACCAGCCUCUUGCUCCGCGGUCCUGGGUUCCAGGGCCCAGAACCCUGGGCAAGUUUCGACCCUUUUAGAGCAAACUUUCCACCAACUCAGCAGGAUGAUACACAAACACACACACACAUAUAUGUGUGUGUGGUGUGUGUGUGGUGUGCGUGUGUAUAUAUAUAUAAAGUAUAUAUAUAUAAAUAUAUAUAUAUAAGAGAUCACUAUACCAGAUGUAAAUUAUGCUCCAACAACAAACAAGGCUUGUAUUUUGCACAUUUUAUAAAAGUCAAAGAGAAUCUAGGAGGAAAAAGAUUUCUGCCUGUAUAUUUCUAAAAAAAACUAACCCCUUGACCAGCCACGGCCCCCCUCUCUUCCGCCUCACUCUACCGCCCUGGGGGAGUGAGAGUCCUGAACAGCGAGUUCUAAUUUUCUUAACAAAAAAAAAAACCCCCAAAAAAAUCGAGAAAAAGAAAAAAAAAACACCCAAAUCCCGAUUAUUUUUUUUUUCUCCGUGGGCGAUGACCACAUCCGUUAGUGUUGGAUAAAAAGCAAAAUCGAAAGGAUGUCCGGCAGCUGAGGG
Tachyglossus aculeatus (Australian echidna) is the source of this 3504-nucleotide messenger RNA. It is a transcript of the gene SLC6A8, whose product is annotated as solute carrier family 6 member 8. The transcript has 13 exons. Gene Ontology annotation, cellular component: plasma membrane. The record is from RefSeq and is a predicted model, not a curated record. Gene Ontology annotation, molecular function: creatine:sodium symporter activity. Bases 32 to 1930 code for a protein of 632 amino acids. Lineage: Eukaryota; Metazoa; Chordata; Mammalia; Monotremata; Tachyglossidae. Gene Ontology annotation, biological process: neurotransmitter transport; sodium ion transmembrane transport.